GAGCUAGAGAGAGAGAGAGGCGUCGAGGAAUGGGUGCGUUUUGGGGAACAAGGGUGAUGGAGAUAGUGAAGAAGCAUGAUUCGGGUGGGCUGAUUUGGAAGAGAAUCAAGCUUACCUCUACUCGUAAAGCCAAUGCCAAAACCCGCCUCCGUCGCGUUUGGCAGAAUGAAGCUGUUCUAAAGGCGUGUGGUGCAUCAGAUGCAUCCGGAGUUAGCAAGACAGAAAGCUGUACCAGUGCGGUUAAAAAUGAGUAAGGCGGAAGAUAAAGCGUAGUAAAUCUAUAAUGGUAGAUUAAGUCUUAUGUCUUUUGACCUGCUGUAACAAAAAUAAUGUUUGAACAUUGUGUUGUUGGGUUAUUGCUAUUUACAUGUUGAAUCUGCCACUAGUUUCAACAAGAAGU
Messenger RNA from Eruca vesicaria subsp. sativa (arugula), 400 nucleotides. The record is from the annotation of a GenBank genome assembly. Lineage: Eukaryota; Viridiplantae; Streptophyta; Magnoliopsida; Brassicales; Brassicaceae.